Molecule: messenger RNA, 1038 nt
Organism: Echinococcus granulosus
Lineage: Eukaryota; Metazoa; Platyhelminthes; Cestoda; Cyclophyllidea; Taeniidae
Exons: 4
Coding region: 1-1038 (345 amino acids)
Biological process (GO): protein processing
Cellular component (GO): membrane
Source: RefSeq, a predicted model, not a curated record
AUGCGAAAGAACUUAUUAUUCCUCUUGUUGGACAAUGAGGCAUUGAGUUUUAUGGGCUCGCAGCGAUUCCUUUUUGAUCUCACACACGGUCGUGUUGCACAGGCCUCCGACCUCCCUCUGAACGUUGAAUCUGUGGAAUCCGUCAUCGAGUUAGCGGGUAUUGGUUUGCCUCUAGAAGACGAUAGGAAGCUACCCAUUUACUACCUUCUCUGCGAUCCUGGUAUUGCUCAACAGACGGAGAAUAUCACAUCAUCCAUUUGGCGUGCUCUGAAUGCCUCAGCAGACGAUCAAGGCAGCACAGUCCGUUUUUUGAAUGGUAGUCUCGUUCCACCCGCACUGUUGCCUCCAAGUUUGUCGACACAAGCGCUCCUUAAGUAUUUCGUGCGGAAGGGCCGCCCGCUCAGCCACAUCGUCAUUUCUGACCGCCCGGCCACUCCGCCCUUCGCGGACACUUUCAUCGACUCAUUCCUUGAUACUCGUUGGCCACCUAGUCCUACGGCCAAUGAGUAUCUUCUCCGAUUGGCUAAUCUGCUUGCUGAUGCGCUGCACAGACACCUGGAGCCCGAGGUGGUGAACUUCCUUCUGAGUCUUAAGGGCCCUAUUCCAAUGCAGACUUAUGAGCCAGUGGACGGCCAUAGUUGGCGUGUCUCGCACGUCGUAUCACAUCUCCUCAUGGGCCUCACCGGUCAUCGUCUGAAGGAGUGUCCCCCUAGUACAGACUACGGCGCCUUCACCUACAUGUACGGCUAUUACAACGGCUCGACGUGGUGCUAUCGAAGUCUUGUAGAGACUGCCACUUCCUUCUUCUUCCUUGAAGACGGUGCGGUUGCUGCCCCCGGUUGGGUACGCAGUGUGCCGUUUGAGAAUCAGCGCUUCGUCCGCCUCUUUCGCUCCGCUCCACCCUCCAACGACAAACUCGCGCUGGCACUGGGAAUCAUCCUCACAGCUAUCACUGGACUCAUUGCUCUGCUCGUGCGAGCCUUUGCCGACCGCCUAUUUGUACGAACCUGCGACUCGCACCUUCCUCAGUCCCGUUGA